Molecule: messenger RNA, 4183 nt
Organism: Miniopterus natalensis
Lineage: Eukaryota; Metazoa; Chordata; Mammalia; Chiroptera; Miniopteridae
Gene: BDNF
Product: brain derived neurotrophic factor
Biological process (GO): negative regulation of neuron apoptotic process; nerve growth factor signaling pathway; neuron projection morphogenesis
Cellular component (GO): dendrite; synaptic vesicle; axon
Molecular function (GO): nerve growth factor receptor binding; growth factor activity
Source: RefSeq, a predicted model, not a curated record
UUCUGAGCACGCUUGCCCUUCUGCAAAGUGAGAGUGAAUCUACGGGGAAGUUUGUUGGUGUUCGGGGAUGAUAGUAAAGCCUGUUAGUGGUAGAAAAUGUGCUCUCUUGUAAAAGUGCAGAACAGAAACAUUUGGUUCUCAAGACCAGAGUCCUCAGCCACUUCUGCAGCGUGACGUGUUGGCCGGAGGCAGUUUCCCUUCCACUCACUAGCACCUCCUGGACAGAAACACAGUCCCUUUUCCUACUGAUUGGCACAGUGUGCGUGUGCCAGGUGUGGCACAUGUGUGUCUUCUCGUAAGGCCAUCCUCCAGAACUGAGAGUAGGAAUAAAGUUAGAGCGUCUGGGCUUCUCUUGCUCUGAGGGGUGCGACGCUUCAGGUAAGUGGUGCUGAAGUCCUUCGCCGUCUGACGGUAACCUUGGGUUGGUCUGUAGGUAUGUCUCAUUUUGCUUGUUCAUCCGUCCUAAUUGGCGUCCCGGAGCAUGCUUGUAGAUGUAGGGCCAAAUUUAGAGUAUAGCAACCCUCUGGCAAACAGGAAAAGAUUAAUUUUGUGGUGUGCUGUUAAGGGACUUCCCAGGAAACUUCAAAAGCACAGAAAGAAGCACUGGCUGCCUAUUCCAAAACGUGCAAAAUGGCACUCAGCUUUUUAAAGUUCCACCAGGUGAGAAGAGUGAUGACCAUCCUGUUCCUUACUAUGGUUAUUUCAUACUUCGGUUGCAUGAAGGCUGCCCCCAUGAAAGAAGCGAGCGUCCGAGGACAAGGCAGCUUGGCCUACCCAGGCGUUCGGACCCAUGGGACCCUGGAGAGCGCCGGUGGGCCCAAGGCGGGUUCCAGAGGCCUGACGUCCCUGGCGGACACUUUCGAACACGUGAUCGAAGAGCUGCUGGAGGAGGAGCAGAAAGCCCGGCCCCACGAGGAGAGCAGUAAGGACGCGGACUUGUACAGCUCCAGGGUGAUGCUCAGCAGUCAAGUGCCUUUGGAGCCGCCCCUUCUCUUCCUGCUGGAGGAAUACAAAAAUUACCUGGAUGCCGCGAACAUGUCCAUGAGGGUCCGGCGCCACUCGGACCCGGCCCGCCGCGGGGAGCUGAGCGUGUGCGACAGCAUCAGCGAGUGGGUCACAGCCGCGGAUAAAAAGACCGCGGUGGACAUGUCGGGCGGGACGGUCACGGUCCUCGAGAAGGUCCCUGUGUCGAAAGGCCAACUGAAGCAGUACUUCUACGAGACCAAGUGCAACCCGAUGGGCUACACCAAGGAGGGCUGCAGGGGCAUAGACAAGAGGCACUGGAACUCCCAGUGCCGAACUACCCAGUCGUACGUGCGGGCCCUCACCAUGGAUAGCAAAAAGAGGAUCGGCUGGCGCUUCAUCAGGAUAGACACUUCCUGCGUGUGUACAUUGACCAUUAAGCGGGGCAGAUAGUGCGUUUAUGCUGUAUAGAUUAUAUGGAGACAGAAAUUAUCUAUUUGUAUAUAUACAUAACAGGGUAAAUUAUUCAGUUAAGGAAAAAAAAAAAUAAUUUUAUGAACUGCAUGUAUAAAUGAAGUUUAUACAGUACCGUGGUUCUACAAUCUAUUUAUUGGACAUACCCGUGACCAGAAGGGAAACAGUCAUUUUGCGCACAACUUUUAAAACGUCUGCAUCUACAUUCCUCGAUGAUGUUGUGGUUUGUUGCCGUUGCCAAGAAUUGAAAACGUUAAAAAAAAGUUUCGAAAAAUAAUAAUAAUAAUAAAUUGCAUGCUGCUUUCCUUGUGAAUCGAUAAUAAACUGUCCUCUUUCAGAAAACAGACGACACACACGCACACGCACACGCGCGCACACAAAACCAACAACCGAGAUUUGAACCAAAACAUUCCGUUUACAGUUUAGACAGUAAGUAUCUCAGUCCCUGUCAGUGCUCUAUCUGUUUUACUGCUUUCAAACUUCUGAUAGCAUUGGAAUUAAAACAAUGUCAAGGUGCUGUUGUCAUCGCUUUACUGGCUUAGGGGACGGGGGAUGGGAGGGGUAUAUUUUUGUUUGUUUUGUGUUUUUCUUUUGUUUUUUGUUUUUGUUUUUUCGUUUUGUUUUGUUUUGUUUUUAGGUUCCCACAGGGAGUAGGGAUGGGGAAAGCAUUCCUUCAGUAUAUGUUCCGGUUGAUAAUAGAUUCAUUUGUAUGCCGUACAGAUGUUUGCAGCAUCAAUCAGAUGACUAGGAAGUCCAUAAAAAUUGAGGCUACUGAAUGAAGCACUCAGUCCCAUUCCCACGAUGCACCUCCUAGGCUCUCGCUCGCCCUCUGGGCCUCGGUCAGGGGGAGCUCCUUUUAUUACAAACACCUACAUUUACUUCGAGCACAUUCUUUCCCCUCUCCCCUCCUUGGUCCCCUCUUUGUUUCAUUUUCUCUUCAGGGAGAAAAAUCAGUUCCGUGCUCUGAAAUAUUUUACCACUGCUGUGAACGAGUGAACACAUUUUGUCACAUCGUGGCACUCUCAAGCAUGGAGAACAGUGUUUUCUUUGCUUUUUUUUUAAAUGAGAAAAAGAACAACCAAAAAAUUAAAAAUAAAGAUUUUUUUUUUUUUUUUAAAAGGAAAACAAUUUGGGUAAAAUCAUGGUAAGGCUUUAAAAUGUCUUUCGAGCAAAAGGCGGAGUUCUGUGUGGACCCAGAAUCGCCUAGAUCAGAACAGGAGCCCACACUGCCAGUGAAAUGAGACUGAACAGCCGUACGGAGGCUGUGUGGAGCUGACAUAUCAUUUUCGGGCGGCGUGGGAGGAAUUUCUGAGUGGCCAUCCUGAGGUCUAGGUGGGGGUGGGGAAUGGUACUUGAGACAUUCCAAGAGGGAGGCCUCUGAAGGACCCUUCAGAGGUGGCUCUGGAAUGACAUGUGUCAAGUUGCUUUGGACCUCACGCUUUAAGUGCCUACAUUAUCUAACUGUGCUAAGAGGUUCUCGCUGGAGGACCAUGCUCAAGCCGACUUAAUGCCCUCCACCCCUGGAUAGCUGCAUAAAGCUGGAUUAGCAUAAAGCAGGUUCAGAACCAAAUGUGACAUUGUGACUAUGAGACCCAUGCAGUGAGAUGCAAGAUGCUUGCUGCCUGAACGCUUACUGCUUUGAAAUUAGACUUGAGGAAACCAGGGUUUUUGUCUUUUGAGAACUUUUGGUAAGGGGGGAAGGGAACAGGAAAAGACCCCAAAACUCAGGUUGAAUGAUCAAGGCUACCAAUAGAAAAGCUUGUCCAGAGACAAGACUUUGGGAAGGUGUCUACACAUUUAAGACACCGGAGACUUGAAGGUGCCUUGCUCAGCGGAAGAGGCCAGGACAGAGCUGGCAAAGUUUUGCUCCCCAGUGAAGGCCACAGCAACUUCCUGCCUAUCCUGUCUGUUCAUGGAGAGAGUCCCUGCCUCACCUCUGCCAGCUUGGGUUAGGAGAAGCGAAGUAGGGAGCCUGGAAUAGUGGUCCUAGGAAAAAUGGACCCUGGGGAAAGUUAGGGCUAAACCUAUCUACCCAUUCAUUCUACUGUCCAACUCUGAAAGUGUCCUGGACCAGUGUCCUUGAAUAUCAGAAAACCUCAAGAAAUUACCAUAUCUUAGUAGAGCAAGGGAUAAACAAAAGAAGACGUCCACCAGGACCCAGGGGAUGAAGAUACCAUCAGCAAAUAAUUUCUCUUUGUUCAGUCUUUCAUUUAGAAUGAGCCUAUCUUUUACAGCACCAUCCGAAUACCUGUCAUUAAAAGAAGAAAGAAUUUAUGUAGCAUAGGUUUGUUUUGUUCUGUUUGAAAAUACUGUCUUUGUAAUUAUUUUGAACAUGUAUUGAAUACCUGGAAUAUCCACUGUAUGUUAACUUUUUGCAGCUCCAUUUUGAGGGACAAAAUUAUAUUAAAAAAAAAAAAGUCCCCAUCACAGUCUCACAAGUGCUGCAAAGAGCAGGUCUGUUGAGAGGUUGAGUAGGAGAUAUUCAGCAAUUGUGCAGUCAGUGGCUCUCUCUUACCCAAUAAGUUACAUCACAGUCACACGCUUGGUGGUUUACGUUGACCUAAGAUUUAUUUUGUUAAGACCUUUCUCUGUUGCUGUUCAUUUUUGUUCCGUUCUGUUGUUUUGUUUUGUUUUAAAGUCUUGCUGUGGUCUCUUUGUGGCAGAAGUGUUUCAUGCAUGGCAGCGGGCCUGUUGCUUUUUUAUGGUGAUUCCCAUUGAAAAUGUAAGUAAAUGUCUGUGGCCUUGU